AUGAAGACAAGCUUUUUGGUUUUCAUUUUACUCUCCUGCACCUUAGCAAAAUAACUGUAUGAUGUAAAAAAGUCAUAUGUCACACCUGUGAAUGAAAUAAAUUUUGAGAAAUAGAUUAACAAAAUAAGACAAACAACAAAAUAUGUUACAAUAGUUCAUUUCUACAAAUUCUCAGAUGGGGAAAGUAAAUCAUUUGCAACAAAAUAUGAUAAAUUUACAAAUGAAUAUAAAGGCAUUUUCAGAAUAGCCUCAUGUGAUUGCGACGAAGCUGAAAGGAUUUGUUAGAAAGAGAGUGUCUCUAAAUAUCCUACAUUUAGAGUAUAUCCUCCAUAUCCUGUUCCUGCCAUUGAUUACGAGGGUCCUCUUGAAAUUGAUGGAAUCCUGAAGUUGGCUUCAAAAUACAUCCACAACAAUGCUAUCGAGAUUAAUGAGGCUAACAUCAACACAUUUAUAAAUGAAAACCCCACAGUUCCCAAAGUGUUGUUAUUUAGUGAGAAGAAAGGAUUCCCACUUGUUUACAAGGGAUUGAGCGUCGAAUUUGAGAAAAAAUUAUCGUUUGGUAUAGUGAGAUCAACUGAAUAGGCUUUGCUAGAUAAAUACAAUAUCAAAGAAUUCCCUAAGAUGGUACUUGUAAAGACUCAUGAAAAAAAACCAUUUCCAUAUACAGGAGAAUAUAAGUUUAAGCCUAUGUUUGAUUUCCUGAAUGUUCACAGCGAAGUCUUUGUCCCAGGAGGUGGAUCAUCUGCUGAUAGUGCUGCGACAAAGGAAUGGAUGAUGCAAGUUGUUCCUCAAUUACAUCAAAGAUCUGCAAAUGAUAUCUGUUUAAAGAUUGAUAGUGCGAUUUGUGUAAUCUUAUUGAACAAUGGAGAUAAACCAGACAACAGUUUGGUAGAUGCAUUGAAGAGGUUGAACGCAUUAUAUGAGAGAAAUAUCAACAGAGGAACAGUUUUCAAGUUUAUGUGGCUAGAUGCAAAGACAGAAUCGAAAUGGGGUUCAACAUUAGAAUUCUAAGGAGAAUCAAAAAUUGUGUUAUUGAAUCCAGCUAAAAGAAAGCGAUUUGCUGUUCAUGAUGGGGAGAUGACAUUUGAAGCCAUAAAGGGAAGUUUGGAAAAGUUGAUUAGUGGAGAUCUCAAAUUCAAAAAUAUAGGAGAGUCAUUGCCUGAUUUUGUGAAAAUUGAUUUGUGAAUAUUGUUAAUUAGCUCAUCAUUAUUUGAAUUUCACUUUAAACAAAUAAAA
Messenger RNA from Paramecium tetraurelia, 1236 nucleotides. RefSeq lists its product as uncharacterized. Lineage: Eukaryota; Ciliophora; Oligohymenophorea; Peniculida; Parameciidae. The record is from RefSeq and is a predicted model, not a curated record. The transcript has 6 exons.